AUGCCAGUCUGGCAUCGCAUGGAAGGCUGUGCAGAAUCCUUGCAGCGGCUCUGUGUGUCCUUCGCGUGGCUGAGCCCGGGCCAAGGUGAGGAGGCUCGGGCGCUUCUGGCCGAGCUGCGCGCCUUGCGAGCCUGUCUGGCAGGCUUUCCAGAUGGAAAUCCUGAGACCGUGGCGCUCGUUCAGGUGCCAACGAGCUCCAACCAGGCUUUGCGUUCCCACAGCAAGGUCUCGCUAGCGGCUCUGCGUGCAAGACUGGCAGCGUGCACUUGGGAGAUCUCAAGCCUUCGCGCUCUCUGUGAGGAUGCCGAGGAUAGACGCCACGAGGCACUCCUGGCAGGUGUGCUGGGCGAAGCAGCCGCUUUACACGUUCGCCUGCUACAGUUUCGGGAAGCACACGCGAAGCUUGCAGAGUGUCUCCAGCUUUCGCCAGAGUCCCAGGCUGCCAAGUCGCUCGCUCGAGACUGUGCGAUUGCGCUCGGCAGUCGCGCGGAGGAUGUGCUUGGAAUGGGUCCGCGAAUCUCUUGGAAGGAGGUGACAUCUGUGUCAGCGGAGCUGAAGGAGAGGUUACAGGGUGUCGGCUACACGCAAGAGAGCCUUCCCAAGGCCGCCGGACUGCCUUCCAUGCUGCAUUUCGUCUCCAACAGAGGAGAAUCGCUGGCGAAUGCUCUGCAGGCACGCGUGCGCACUGGGGAUGUGUCGCAAGACCUGGUGGAUCUUGUUCGUUUGUUUCUUCUUCGCCGGCUGCUGCCGCUACAACGGGUGGUUGCCCUUCUUGGGGAGGAGAUUACCUCAGCCUUCCUGCGGCUGAAGGCCUUCUGUCUUAUUGUGGGCCCGAACUCCCGGGUCUGUUCGGAAUCGGAAGCUGCUGAGAUGCUAUCCGAGUCGCAGCUUCCGGCCGACCUGGAGCUUUUCUCUGCGAUUGCGCUUUGGCCCCUGGAGGAGGAUCUACUCAUCGCGACCGACUACGGCGAUACACAGCAUUCUGCACAUUUUGAGCCGGUGAUGUACCUAUCCUUGGACUCCUACGCCUUGGUCGCAGCAGCACCCCGUGAGCCUGUACAGCGAGUCCUGGACGUCUGCUGUGGCAGCGGCGUGCAGGGCAUCGUGGCUUUGAGAACUUAUGCAGAGCGGGCUACAUUUGUGGACAUCAACCCCAGAUGCCUCACCUUCACACGUUUCAAUUCUGCAUUGAACGGCUUCUAUGAGCGAGCAUCUUUCAUCCAGGGAAGUGUGGACACCUUGAAUGACUUGGACUUGUUUCAGGCCAUCUUGGCCAACCCACCCUUUGUGCCAAACCCGGAACAUACGGCAGCUGCGGCAGCUCCUCUCUACUCGGGUGCUGGGUGCGAUGGCGAGGCCGUCCACCGAGCGAUUUUUGCCAAAGCUUUGCAUCUUCUGGGCAACGGAGGCUAUUUGAGCACUGUCGCAGAGGUGCCCAAUCCGGAGAGCUUGGCCACGCGGGUGAAGGACUGGAUCGAGGAGGGGCAGGCUGAAGAUGGUGUACGGCCGGACAUGACUGUGAAGGUGUUUACCGGCAAGCGAGUUCCUGCAGAGGAGUACUGGAGAAGUGCCACACAGGAGCGCUCGGAGCUCGAGCGUCGGAGCUACGCCGAGGGCCUGCGGGCCGUGGGGGUUCACUGCAUGGCAGAGGCACUUGUGCUUGCGCGACAUGACGGGAGAAGUGAACUCAGCCAUGACGUCGGGAGUGUGGUGAUUUCUGACAACGUGCAACGUGACCAGCUCUGGGUCGAUGACGAGUAUCUGCGCACUCGUGUGGCUCUCUGCUUGUUGCCCAGCUGA
Symbiodinium sp. CCMP2456 is the source of this 1800-nucleotide messenger RNA. The record is from the annotation of a GenBank genome assembly. NCBI's taxonomy places the organism in Eukaryota, Dinophyceae, Suessiales, Symbiodiniaceae.